Messenger RNA from Thlaspi arvense, 783 nucleotides. NCBI's taxonomy places the organism in Eukaryota, Viridiplantae, Streptophyta, Magnoliopsida, Brassicales, Brassicaceae. The record is from the annotation of a GenBank genome assembly.
AUGGGAGAGAAUGCAAAAUCCCGAGGCAUGGCUAUUGAGAAGAAGAUCGAGUUCCUCGAGAGCUUGACAGGAAACAUUAGCAAUAGAAGGUCACGCAGAUGGUUAAAUGAUCGUCUGUUGAUGGAGCUUGUUCCACGUUUAAAUGCAGAAGAGAUCAGAGGCCUGUUUGCCCCACCACCUUGGGGUGAUGAUGUUCCGCUAUCACCAUUUUGCAUGACAAAUGUGGGCGAGUGGGACAAAUUUAGGCACAUAGACAUGGACAAAGAGGCAACCAUCAUAAAAGGUCUUGAAAGGUCAACAUCAAAAAGGAAAGGUCAUGUGGACACUGAUAAGAUGGCUAUUUUGACUGCAUGGCACAGAGUAGAUAGUCGAACUAGAGAGGCUCUUCGCCGUAGCUUUCAAUCAGAUGUUGUUAGUGGAUAUGAGGAAUGUAUACGUGCCUUCGUCAAGGAUAGUGAAGAAGGCAAUGUGCUUACUCUCCAUGUUCAAGAUCCAUUUCAUAGGUUAUUGCUGCACGGCGUCUGUGAGAAAAUGAGAACUAAAAACAAGUCCAAACAGAAACUGAAGCAAUGCUUCUCGGAACUGUCUUUCUGGAAAUCUGUUCUACAACCUGGUCUCGGUGACCGUUACACAGCCAAAAGGCCCAGUGUCAUUGAAGGCGACUACAAUAAAGAAGAAGAAGGGAGGUUCUAUGGAGCUCCCGAACAUUACGCUCUGCCAGUUCUUAAAGAUGGCCAAGGAAGGGAUUUGGUGAUUCUGGUGGCCAGAAUAAGCGGCUGUUAA